ACUUCGUGCAUAAAUUUGAGCUACAGUAACGCAAAAUCCAAUUAACAAGAUCAUCUUCGCCGUGAAUGUUUCAGUCUAUCGGUGGUUCUUCCCUCUCAUUUGAUUUUCUAACUCUCUCCUCUUAAUCUGGAUCUUUAACAGUGCUUGAUCAAAUAUGGGAUGCUCAGCUUCGAAAACGUCCAAAGUUGUGGUCCCGAUACCAACAGAGCUAAAAGAAAAUUCAAAAUCAUCACCCAAAGAAAAUACACAAGAACUUCGAGCCGAGACAGGAAGUAAAACUUCGACAGCAAUUCUAGUGAAACAGUCCAAUGUCGACAGUUUAAAAGGAAGUCAAAGUAGUCUGAAUUCAAACUCUGAUUCUGAAAGAUCCAAUCGGGAAAGCUCGGCGAAAUCUACGAGAACCAUGGAUAGUGGUUUAGGUGAAUUAGAAGACGACGAAAAUAUUGUGACAGAAAAAUCAACGCUGGACAAAGAGAAGAAAGCACUGAUAGACGAGAGGCCUCCGACGCCAGAGCUAUGCAUCGAAGGUACUCAAGUUUCAAGAAGGAAGAGUUUGAAGGAGAAGCGAGUUUCCUUUUCAGAAAAACAGGAAGAAGUUAGAAACCGAAUAAAUGCUUUAUCGCCGCUUGGUGGAGUGACAGAAAGACCCCAGAGCAGGGGUGGAAUGGCGUUUGAUAUCAUGUUGGUUCCUGAAACCGGUAACGUGAAAAGAAGGCCUCAACACCUGGAGACGUUGGAAAGGCGGAAGAAGAAAGGAGCUCGAAGAACCAAGGAAGAAAUAGAGGAAAAGCUUAAACACGCCGAGGAUAGAAGAAGAGAGAAAGAACAGCACAUGAGAGAGAAAGCGCACGCUAUGAUUUCUAGAGAAAGACAAGUUAAACAAGCUUUAGAUGACUUUGAACAACGACAAAUAAAUAACGAACAAACUGUCUCUAGCUGAAGGCUCUAUCUCCGAAAAAGAUCUUGGUUUGAUGAUUAUAUUUUUUUAACGGUUGAGUGGUAAUUUGUAUAAUAUAUUAUAUAAAGGUCUUCCUUGCCUUUGUCAAGAGAGUUUUUCUGCUGCCUCACUGCAAGUUAUUUUUGUUGAAACCAACUGUCCUCAUAUGUUAAAUAUAUUGGAAAGCAGCACUUUCUCGACUAAAACAUUUUCUUCAUUUGAAUGACUUCGCUCCAAGUUUUGAUAUUCAUACUUUCUGUAAAUACAACUUUAUCAUACACUCCUAGGGGCAAGAGAUGGAAUUUACCGCAAAGCUAGCUAUGCUAGCCAUAGUCAAUACUAAUGUUGAAAGUUAUUGGUCAUUUUUUCAACAACUAACAGUACCUUAAUUUGUACUAAUUGUGAUUGGUGGUGUAGAAUGCAUACAUUUGAGGAAUCUUGUCAAUAAAUUUGCUUCUUGGAAGAAAUUGAUAGGGUUAAAUUGUAAAAUAGUCUUAUUGUGUGGGAAUAAGUUAUUGUUUGAGAAAAAGAAUUUAUGAAAAUUAUGAGAUUAACAAGAGUGAAAUUAUUGUACAUCAAUAAAGGUUUUGUGAUAAAACUGCA
Messenger RNA from Stylophora pistillata, 1540 nucleotides. RefSeq lists its product as uncharacterized. Lineage: Eukaryota; Metazoa; Cnidaria; Anthozoa; Scleractinia; Pocilloporidae. The record is from RefSeq and is a predicted model, not a curated record. Gene Ontology annotation, biological process: regulation of microtubule polymerization or depolymerization.